Molecule: messenger RNA, 1818 nt
Organism: Ostrea edulis (European flat oyster)
Lineage: Eukaryota; Metazoa; Mollusca; Bivalvia; Ostreida; Ostreidae
Exons: 5
Coding region: 1-1818 (605 amino acids)
Biological process (GO): neuropeptide signaling pathway
Cellular component (GO): membrane
Molecular function (GO): corazonin receptor activity
Source: RefSeq, a predicted model, not a curated record
AUGAAUCGGAGUGAAUCUAUUACCGCUUAUGUGAAGGGUUCUAGUGGCGAAUGGAGGUACUUCUUUGGAGGUUUCAUGCUGGUCAGCUUGGUAUUCUCGGAGUUGGGAAAUCUUUUUUUAAUCAUUGGAAUAUAUUCGAAGAAGCUCAACAAUGUAACAGCGAAAGUUAUAAAGGCCCUCACCCUGUCAGACGCUGCUCUAGGCAUAGUUCUCAUCCUUCCUUCCUGUAUCGCUAUGCUGAAUGAAGGAUGGCUGUUUGGGAAUGGAGGCUGUAUUCUUCAAGGACUUCUAUCCAACACAUUGCUAUCGUCUCACUGUUUCCUGAUGUUGUGCUUGGCAAUUGAAAGGUUUUAUAUAUUAGUGACGAAAAGUCCAUCCAGAUUCCAAAAUACUUUCUGCAGCGCUGGAAUUGUGGGCAUAUUUUUACUGUCUGGUCUGUUGUCCGGAUUCCCUUUGUUGCAGAGCAAAAGCUACCAAUACAUGACUGGUAUAUACCACUGUGUUCUGUCAGCCGACACCUUCCCGCUCUUUAUGAACUUGCUGACUUAUGUCAUCCCAUUGAUGGCCGUCAUGUUCUUCUCCAUACUUACACUGAUGAAAACAACGUCAUGUCGUGCAGGAAGCAGAGGAUCGGUUAACCCAACGUUGGAGGAAUCCGAGGCUGAAACCAGAUUGAGAGCAGAGCGGUUUGGGAUGGCAAGAGCUUCUUUGUUUCCAACAGCAACAGCCUUUCGUGAAAUUGACGAAUCACUAAUGCUUCCACAGGUCGAGAUUCGUGCAACAAUUGCUUUGUCGUACUUAAAUUCCCCAUUGUCGAUACUGUACAUUAUAGCGUUUUGUCUGAAGACUCUUGCAUUUUUCUGGUUCGAUGUACAGACAAAAAUUGCUGGUAUAAGCCUUUUAUUUUAUACAAUUGCCAGUUUCAUCCAACCUUUUAUUCUUUUUGGGGUGAGUGGUGCUUUGAGAAAAUCGUUUAUUAAUUUCAUUAGACGAAGAAAUGUUGAUUCCACGCCAACUCAUGUUUUCCGAAUCAUCCGGAGAUCCCCUCGACCAAGAGAAGAAAACGAGCUUUGUAGAGACAUUCCUACCUUUCUAAGACAGUCAUCUGCAGUAACGAUACACGGUCAAAUUUCUUCACAGGUGAACCUUCGUAGUGAAACUCGUCAGUCAAGUUCAUCAUCUCCAGGAAGUGAUAGGUCAAAAUCACCAAAGAAAGAGACUAAUAUACAGAAACCCACACUGGUCAAACUACCAAGAUUCGACAUGGAACGCCGAUUUUCUUUGCAGAGUACCAACGCUGAUAGUAUCGAUUCCAUGCUUGUUAAUGUUGGAGCAUCAGUGGAAUCGAACAGUAGAUGGUCCGUCUCAACAGCGAGUGUCAUGACGCUAAAUAUUCCAGAAUUGCAAAUGCCAUGUUCCCGUCCAAAAUCUAGAAUUACUCGUGUGAUGUCUGAAACAACUUAUGAAUCAUCAAAGGGCAACACUUCUCCAACAAACAGCAUAUCUAGUGAGCGUCUGCUAAAACCGUCCUUGUCUGCUGGCGUGACGCUCUCUCCGAGAAAACUGUCGCUCGGCAGAGAACGGACACAAUAUCGAAGUUUCUUACACGAUGAUUCUAGGCUCCCAUUACCUCCAGUUGAGGACGUCAGCUCACAAGAGUGUUCACCGCGGGAAAGUAAAGAAAUCCGUCAGUCUACCAUCCUAAAAGAAGUCAAACCAUUUCUUCCCCUUUCUCCUUGCAUAUCUAAACAGCCCUCCACAAGUUUCGUAAUACGAAUGGACAGCCAAACGGACUCAGUUUUUGGUGAAGUGGAUUAG